Messenger RNA from Naegleria lovaniensis, 789 nucleotides. RefSeq lists its product as uncharacterized. The transcript has 2 exons. Gene Ontology annotation, biological process: tRNA processing. Bases 1 to 789 code for a protein of 262 amino acids. The record is from RefSeq and is a predicted model, not a curated record. Gene Ontology annotation, molecular function: tRNA dihydrouridine synthase activity; flavin adenine dinucleotide binding. NCBI's taxonomy places the organism in Eukaryota, Heterolobosea, Eutetramitea, Acrasida, Naegleriidae.
AUGCUUCCCCUCACAGAACAACACACCAGAACCCCACAAAAGAGGUUCAAUUUGGCUGAGAAUUAUGCUCUUCUAAACACAAAUAAUCACUCUUCAGAUGAAUAUAUUCCGAUAGAUGAAAUGAAACCUCAUCAAGAUAUUAUGCAAAUGUUUCGAGAUGCCAAACAAAAUAAUACUUAUUUGAAAGUACAAGCUCCGAUGGUUCGCUAUUCAAAAUUAGCGUUUCGAUUAUUGUGUUUGGAGUAUAAUUGUGAUGUCGUGUAUACACCAAUGAUGAUGGCCGAUAGUUUCAGUAAAUCACAAAAGGCUAGAGACUCAGAUUUUGCAACACACGUUCACGAUAAACCUCUCGUGGUACAAUUUGCAGCCAAUAAUCCAACAGAUUUUAGUUUGGCUUGUCAAUAUAUUGCACCUUUUUGUGAUGGAAUUGAUAUCAACUGUGGCUGUCCUCAACCCUAUGUCAUGAAAGAAAAUUUAGGUGCAGCCUUAGUGACACAACCACAAAAGAUUUUUGACAUGGUCCAUGAAGCGAACAACAAGUUUAUAUCUGGAACUUUUCGACCAAUUGGUGUGAAAAUUCGAAUUCAUCCAGACGAUGAUUCCUUAGAGUUUAGAAAAACUAUUGAUUUAGCAAGACAAAUUGAAAAAGCUGGUGCUAGUUGGGUCACUGUUCACGGUCGAACUCACAAACAACGAACAAAAAACACAAAGGUCAAUCCAGAUGGUCCAAAAAUUGUGAAACAAGCCUACAGAUCCCUGUCAUGCAUAAUGGAGACGUUUUUUCAUUGA